Messenger RNA from Frankliniella occidentalis (western flower thrips), 1766 nucleotides. Its product is annotated as chymotrypsinogen B-like. Gene Ontology annotation, biological process: proteolysis. The transcript is spliced from 5 exons. Lineage: Eukaryota; Metazoa; Arthropoda; Insecta; Thysanoptera; Thripidae. Bases 337 to 1665 code for a protein of 442 amino acids. Gene Ontology annotation, molecular function: serine-type endopeptidase activity. The record is from RefSeq and is a predicted model, not a curated record.
CCGGUCCCACCUGGCUCCGACCCGCGUCAUGGCGCCGAGCUAGUCCAGUCUGAUCCUGGCGGCCUUGGCAGCCCGGACUGCCGCAGCCGGGUCGGGCCGCGACGGGCCGGGACGGCACCGGCGAAUCGCAUCGUAUCAAAUGUGAUAGCAGAUGAGGAAUCCUCUCGGUACACUUCCACUGUCCGAGCCUGAGGCUGGGCGUCGCCGAAGGACCCGCGUCUCACAGCCACAGCGUCCAAGGACCUGAUCGCUGAUCGCCCGGUUGUUGGCGUCGGUCAGUCGGUCGCGAAAGGCGCAGGUUCGCGCUCGGCGCGUCGGGCCAGUCGCGUCUCAGACAUGGUGCGAGUCGGUGUGCGCGUCCUCGUCCUCGGCGUGCUCGCCGCCGCGAUGGCGGUGGCCGCCGGUGCCCCGGCCGCCUGCCCCGACGCGCCCUCGCCCCCGCUCGCCGUGGGCGCGCCCUGCCACCACGCCGAGCUCAACGUGACGGGCGAGUGCCGCUCGACGUGGAGCUGCCCCUACGUGCGCAGGCAGAAGGCCUCGGACCGCCGGUACUGCGCGCAGCUGUGCCGGCCGCAGGGGGUGUGCUGCCCGGCCCAGCCGCCGCCGCCGGCGUGGCGCGAGGCACACCGGGAGCCUCCCCCGUGCGUCGGGGGCCGCGUGCCCGGCUCGCCCCGGGCGGACGACCUCCUCGCCUGGACUAACAAGCUGAGGGCCGCGCCGUGCACCAUACCCGAGGAGGAGAUUGACAUCCCCAGAGUCCCAGCGAACGCGUCCGUCAUUGAGAGGAAAUGUCUGUCGUACCAGUUGCUGGAGUUCAUGGACGAGGACGACGCGGCUCUCACUGUUGAGGAUGAUGUCUAUUGCAAGCGCUACUGCGCCAAUGACGAGGGUGUGCCGUUCGUCGUCGGGGGUGAGGACGCCGGCGACUACGAGUUCCCGCACAUGGCUCUCUUCCUGGACGAGAAGGACGAGCCGUACUGCGCGGGGACCCUGAUCUCGGAGGACUUCGUGUUGACUGCUGCGCACUGCGCCGUGCCCGCCCGGGUGCUGCUUGGCCUCGUGCGGACCAACGAGAGGGACAACGGGAACGUGAAGGUGGCGAGGGUGGCGAAGCACAUCGUGCACCCCGACUUCUUCAGGUCGGGCGGCGCGCACUCGGACAUCGCGCUGUUGCAGCUGCAGGAGCCCGUGCGCUUCACCGUGUACGUCCGGCCCGCGUGCCUGCACACGGGCGACGACGCGCGCCUCCAGGAAGCCGUCGUCACCGGCUGGGGGUACCAGGAGUACGACUCGGGCUCAGGAGUGAAAGAGAAGGACAAGAAGACGAGCGAAGCUCUGCAGAAGGCGUCAGUAGACAUCUUUUCCCGCGAGCACUGCCUGGAGAUGUGGGGCGACGAUUCGCUCCACGUGCACGAGAAGCACAUAUGCGCCCUGGGCAAGAAGAAGAAGGGAGUACGGCCCGACGCAUGCCAGGGCGACUCCGGCGGCCCGCUGCAGGUGUCGACUGCGGGCGGCCCCGGCCCCGGCCCCGGCACCUGCUCCUACCUCGUGGCGGCCGUCGUGUCCCAGGGCCGCGGCUGCGGCACCGACCGCCCGGGCCUCUACACCAGCGUCUCCAGGUUCACCGACUGGAUCCAGCGCUGGGUGUGGCCGUGCGAGGUUUGACCCCAACCGACCGGACCACCCGACCACCGGCUGAGCGGGACCGGCUCAAGCUGUUGUUAUUGUUAUCGUUCCCAUUGCAAUAAAUCCUCCGUGAGAAAGGA